CGUAAACCCUUACUCCAGGGGCGUCUUCCCCCAAAGGCUAAAACCCCAGAAAGAGAGAGAGAGAGAGAGAGAGAGAGAGAGAGGGAGAGAGAGAGAUGAGGGAUCUCGAAUUGUCACUGAACCAGGGCCAAAGGGUGAGGCUGAAGAAGGCGCUUCAGCAGCUUCAGGAUUGCUCUUCAAAGGUCCAAUUCUCCGCUCCCGUGACCGUUGCGGAUACCAUCCCCGUGAACCAGGAAGACGGCGUUCUCAAGGGCCAUGGGACAUCUGAGCUUAACGGUGAAGUUGUGGCGACUGUAUGUGGUCUGGUUGAACGUGUCAACAAGCUGGUCCUGGUUCGUCCUUUCCGCUCCAGGUACAAGCCUGAAAUUGGAGAUAUUAUUGUAGGACGUGUCAUUGAGGUUGCUCCCAAGCGCUGGAAGUUAGAAAUAAAUUUCAGCCAAGAUGCAGUUUUAAUGCUUUCCUCCAUGAAUUUGCCAGAUGGUAUCCAGAGGCGGCGCACAGCUCUGGACGAACUUAACAUGCGUACUAUCUUCGAGGAGAAUGAUGUCAUCUGUGCUGAAGUUCGUGGUUUCCAGCAUGAUGGAAGUUUGCAUCUUCAGGCACGAAGCGAGAAAUAUGGAAAGCUGGAGAAAGGCUUGUUGCUGACAGUCUCACCUUACUUAGUUAAGCGCCGUAAACAGCAUUUUCACUUCCUUGAGCAGUUUGGUGUAGACUUGAUUCUUGGUUGCAAUGGAUUCAUAUGGGUUGGUGGGCAUGCUGGCAGCGAGAAGGAUUACACUAUUGAAGAAGAACAUUCCAGAUCAGAUCAAAAUAACAAAUCUUGUGAAAGCUCAGCAACUGUUGAGGAUAUUCCCCUGACGGUACGAGAAAAUAUUUGUAGGAUCGCAAAUGCAGUACGCAUAUUGUCUGAGCUAGGUUUCUACAUCUCUAUGGAAGUGAUAAUGGAUGCUGUUGAAGCAAGCAUUGGCUGGAAUUUUGAGAUAAGAGAUAUGCUUGGUGCUGAAUUUUAUGUGAGAAUUGCGGAGAGAGAAGCUCAAAGAAGAAAAUCCCAGUCCAAAAAGAAGAUAUGAUGUUCGAUUUUGUCUUUUGAAUCAGUGUAAUCUUUUGUCCCAAAUCAAGGGGAUAUGUUCUUUCAUGUAACCAAAGAAGUGCGUGAUCAUCCUAUGAAAUGUGAUCAGUUCAUCUAGAA
Molecule: messenger RNA, 1189 nt
Organism: Nymphaea colorata (pocket water lily)
Lineage: Eukaryota; Viridiplantae; Streptophyta; Magnoliopsida; Nymphaeales; Nymphaeaceae
Product: exosome complex component RRP4 homolog
Exons: 7
Coding region: 96-1070 (324 amino acids)
Biological process (GO): poly(A)-dependent snoRNA 3'-end processing; CUT catabolic process; TRAMP-dependent tRNA surveillance pathway
Cellular component (GO): cytoplasmic exosome (RNase complex); nuclear exosome (RNase complex)
Molecular function (GO): RNA binding
Source: RefSeq, a predicted model, not a curated record